Molecule: messenger RNA, 540 nt
Organism: Desarmillaria tabescens
Lineage: Eukaryota; Fungi; Basidiomycota; Agaricomycetes; Agaricales; Physalacriaceae
Exons: 7
Coding region: 1-540 (179 amino acids)
Source: RefSeq, a predicted model, not a curated record
AUGAGGCGUGCCUAUCAACUGUGGGAUUACAAGCCGACUGUUCGCAGGAUACUGCCCUUCGUGUUUGUUGCCUGCAUAACAGGUGCAUUCGUUUUAUCUGUCAUGAUGGUUUUGACUCUUUUGAAAACACAAAUCAAACUACCACCUGAACUGAUAGUUUGCGCAGUCACCGGGGUACCGAAGACAGUACCUUCCACGAUAGGUAUCUUGCUGUCAUUUAAUGUCCUUGUGAUUUUGAUCUCCUUCUACAAUGCUCUCGAAAACCCACGCCGAUAUGAAAGCGAAGUUUUUGAUUCACUGCGACGUGAUGGCUCAAGGGUCUAUUUGCUACUCUCCCUCUUAUGGAUGCUGCUUCUGAUAACGUCUCUUGUCGCAGAAAUUGUAGUGUUCUUCCCUAUGUUGAUUCUCAUAUCGUCUCUGAAGGCAAAUCUUACUUCUCGGAUGCACCUUCGCGUCGAAAGCCUGAGCUUAUCCGACACUCUACGUCCUGUGGCGAUAUAUACAGGACAGGAAGGCUAUUCACAUUUGGGAUACAUCUAG